Nematocida major is the source of this 1050-nucleotide messenger RNA. RefSeq lists its product as uncharacterized. Lineage: Eukaryota; Fungi; Microsporidia. The transcript has a single exon. The coding region runs from base 1 to 1050 and encodes 349 amino acids. The record is from RefSeq and is a predicted model, not a curated record.
AUGAAAGUGUACGAGUGCACUGUGAAUGGGGAGAGGGGGAUUAUUGGGGUUGACAGAAAAUACCUGAAAAUAUGCACUCGCCACGAGAUUUUGGGGAUGGAGGACAUAUCUGAAAUAUCCCAGGAUAAGGCGGAUCUUGCAGUUCUUCUCCACAGUAAAAGAACGCUAAAUGUGCACGGGUUAGACGAUGCAUGUGCAGCUACGCUCUUGGAGACGGGCAAAAGCAAAAGAAUGAUCAGCAAGGAGGAAAUAUCCGACUCCAUAAAGAGAAACAUCCAGCUGCAAAAGUCGUACAGGAGCAUAAGCCCGGCAGAGCACAGAGUCUUCUACCGGAUCUUUGGAGAGUCUCUCCUGAAGGGGGCACGCCCUAACGAGCCGCUGAAGAUAGAGCAGGCUUCCAGCAGCGGAAAGGCGAAGUUUCUCAUCUCCAACAGAACAGCGAUGCAGGCGUACUUUAACAUGGACAUUCCUUUUGGCGUGUUCGUAAAGUGUUUCUACAGCGGAUAUCUAACAACAGGCUCCCCUGAGAACGACGUUGAUUUGGAGAUAUUUCGGAUCCUGAAACGGCCAAUAAACCCGAUGGAGCGAGUGAAUGUGCAGUCUAUGGUGCAGCAGGACAUCGCAGAGACGCCUGCAGAGCCUAUCAAGAAAAAGCCGGCGCCUGCAAAGAAGGAGCACCUGAUAAACCCGUGUCUUGUAAACCCGCUAGUCUCAAGAGAGUCAGAUAAGAGCAGCGAAUGCUCCAGAGGAAAGCUUGGAAGGCCGAUUCUAUUCCCUCCGAAAAUCAGGAUUUCAAGCAUUCACCCGAUAAGAAGAGUCGGCAUCCCCGUUGAAAUACUCCGCAGAAUGAAGGAAAUAUCGAAGCUUGUCUUCAAGAAUAAAGCCUCCUCGGAAGAUUUGGAGGAAAUAUCCAAUAAUAUGCAGCAGUCAUUAAAGGAGGAAAUCAGAAGAAAGCUGCCAAUAGAGGAGGCUGAUGCUGUAAUUUUGGCAAUUUCCCGAAUAUCCCCCUCCCGGUUUCUAAAUGCACUCAAAGCCAAUCACCGUAAAUAA